Mauremys reevesii (Reeves's turtle) is the source of this 677-nucleotide messenger RNA. It is a transcript of the gene C4H15orf62, whose product is annotated as chromosome 4 C15orf62 homolog. The transcript has 2 exons. The record is from RefSeq and is a predicted model, not a curated record. The coding region runs from base 168 to 677 and encodes 169 amino acids. Lineage: Eukaryota; Metazoa; Chordata; Testudines; Geoemydidae.
GUGGUGGUCGUGGUUCUCAUUACUGAAUUCUGCUGUCUCCCCUCUGCCUGCAGAACUGAGCUGCUGCUCCACCACAGAGAGCUGUGACUCUUUGCUGAACUCGAGACUGGAGUCCAGUGGCCUCCUACACAGUGCAGUGAACAACUCCCUUCCUUUUGCUGCCUAGCAUGGAUACUUGGAGGAGAGGAUCCAUUAAAUCCACAACGUUCUUCAAGCGUCUUUCAUUCAGGAGGCACAAAAAGCUGGGUAAUCAAGUCAUUAUUUUGAAUCAGAACAGCCAGACACUUGAGAACAAUGGACAGUACAAGAGGGAACCACUAAGAGACCUGAAGGAUAAAUCAGAGUACCUGUUAUGUAAGAGUGAGCAAAAUCUAGCUCAGGCACAGGCACCUCCUAAGCCACCCCGGCUCUAUCUGGACAGUUCCAGCUGCCCCAACAUAAUUGACCACACGGAGUCUCACUCGACAGCCAUCUCCUUUUCCAGUGUCACCCCUCAGUACCAUAAGGCGACACAAACACAAGGGACUAACUCCCACACGGUCCAGGCUACAGACUGUGGGACCUCUGAAACAGGCUCUGAUCCCUUCCUUUCCUUCAAAGUGGACUUGGGGCUAUCACUCCUUGAGGAUGUUCUGCAGACUCUCCGGAAACAGAAUCCAAGAGAUUACGCAGCUUGA